Messenger RNA from Ramularia collo-cygni, 2667 nucleotides. RefSeq names its product probable periodic tryptophan protein PWP2. Gene Ontology annotation, biological process: ribosomal small subunit assembly; maturation of SSU-rRNA from tricistronic rRNA transcript (SSU-rRNA, 5.8S rRNA, LSU-rRNA). The record is from RefSeq and is a predicted model, not a curated record. Lineage: Eukaryota; Fungi; Ascomycota; Dothideomycetes; Mycosphaerellales; Mycosphaerellaceae. Gene Ontology annotation, molecular function: protein binding. The transcript has 2 exons. Gene Ontology annotation, cellular component: Pwp2p-containing subcomplex of 90S preribosome; small-subunit processome. The coding region runs from base 1 to 2667 and encodes 888 amino acids.
AUGAAGACGGAAUUCAAGUUCUCCAACCUGCUGGGCACAGUUUACAGGAAAGGCAACCUGGUCUACACAAAUGAUGGCACAUGUCUGCUGUCGCCCGUGGGCAACCGGGUGACCGUCUUCGACUUGGUCAACAACAAAUCGCACACUCUCCCAUUUGCGCAUAGGCAGAACAUCGCUCGGAUUGCACUACAUCCAAAAGGCCAGCUGCUGCUUACUGUUGAUGAGCAGGGAUAUGCUAUUCUCUCACACUUCCAGCGACGGAUAGCGCUAUACCACUUCUCCCUGAAAGGCGCUGUAUCGUCUUUGGCUUUCUCUCCCAGUGGCAACCACUUCGCAGUCGGGUUGGGACGGAAGAUUGAAGUCUGGAAAACCCCUUCAACUCCGGGCUCAAGCGGAACUUCCGGGGGGAAUGAGGCCAACGGUCUGGAAUUCGCACCUUUUGUAAAAUACCGCGAGUACGCUGGUCACCACGACACAGUGCAGAGUAUUGAGUGGAGUAGUGAUUCCCGUUUCUUUCUCACAGCCAGCAAAGAUCUUACAGCACGAAUAUGGAGUCUAGACCCGGAGGAAGGGUUCGCUCCAACUGUGCUUGCAGGCCAUCGAGCAGCUGUACACCGCGCCUGGUUCAGCAAAGACCAGGAAACUAUCUACACCAUUUCAAAAGACGGCGCGCUAUUUCAAUGGCAAUAUCUCCCGCCAUUCGAUGCCGACCCUGAGAACAUUGUGGAAGGCGAUGAGCAAUGGCGAAUCAACGAGCGACACUACUUUUUCCAGGAGCAAGCCCAUCUCACCACGGCUGCAUUCCACCCCUCUUCAAAUCUUCUGGUCACUGGAUUCUCCAAUGGCUUGUUCAUGCUGCACGAGCUGCCGACUUUCAGCGAGAUUCACAAGUUGUCCAUUGCUGCGUCAAAUGUCGACACUGUCACAAUCAACCAGAGCGGUGAGUGGUUGGCUUUUGGUUCGUCUGCGCUUGGGCAGCUGCUUGUGUGGGAAUGGCAAAGCGAGUCAUACAUUCUCAAGCAACAGGGUCAUUUCGACAGUAUGAAUGCCCUCACAUACUCCCCAUCCGGGGAUCGCAUAAUAACGUGCGCGGACGAUGGUAAGAUCAAGGUUUGGGAUACCACAUCUGGCUUCUGCAUCGUCACAUUCACCGAACACACGUCAGGAGUAACGGCAUGCGAAUUUGCAAAGAGGGGAAACGUGCUUUUCACUGCAUCCCUGGACGGAAGUGUGCGCGCAUUCGAUCUCAUCCGCUAUAGAUGUUUUCGCACAUUCACUGCCCCAAAGCGACUCAGCUUCAGCUCGCUCGCUGUGGAUCCCAGUGGCGAAGUCGUCGCCGCUGGAUCGCUCGAUGAUUUCGACGUGCACAUCUGGAGUGUACAAACAGGCCAACUACUCGAUCAGAUGAGUGGGCAUGAAGGACCGAUCUCGACUCUUGCUUUCGCACCGAACGGCGGCAAUCUCGUCUCCGGAAGCUGGGAUCGCACAGUACGAAUUUGGUCAAUCUUCGGCCGUACACAGACAUCAGAACCUCUCCAGCUGCAAGCAGAUGUCCUAGCAGUCAGUGUUCGACCAGACGGGCGGCAAAUCGCAGUGUCUACUCUCGACGGUCAACUCACAUUCUGGAGCUUGAGCGACGCGACACAAGAGGCUGGACUAGAUGGACGAAGGGAUGCUAGUGGUGGACGAAAAGCGACGGAUCGACGUACGGCUGCAAAUGCCGCAGGAACGAAAAGCUUCGGAACCAUCGCGUACAGUGCUGAUGGUACGGUGCUCCUUGCCGGUGGAAACAGCAAAUUUAUCUGCUUAUACGCUGUGGAGACUGGCGUACUUCUUCGCAAGUUCACAGUGAGCGUGAAUCUUAGCUUGGAAGGCACACAAGAGUUUCUCAAUUCCCGCCUCCUCACAGAAGCUGGCCCACAAGCACUACUUGACGAGCAAGGCGAAGCGUCUGAUCUCGAAGACCGUAUGGAUAAGAGCCUCCCUGGUUCAAAACGUGGUGAUGCCGCCCAGCGAAAAACCGGCCCCGAGGUCCGCGUCCCCGGCGUUACGUUCUCGCCAACAGGCCGAGCCUUCUGCGCUGCCAGCACAGAAGGCCUACUACUUUACUCACUGGACGCUGGCGCAGUUUUUGACCCCUUCGAUCUUGACGUGGAUGUCACCCCAGAGAGCACACUCGAGACUCUCGCACGCGCAGAACAUCUCAAGGCAAUGGUAAUGGCAUUUCGCCUUAGUGAUCAAAAGCUACUCCGCCGAGUGUACAAGAGCAUCCCAGUUUCAGACAUUGGUCUCGUUGUUCGCGACAUGCCCGAUGUCUACCUUGACCGUCUCAUUCGCUUCGUAGCAAAAGAGUCUGACGCAAGUCCGCAUCUCGAGCUAAACUUGCUAUGGCUGGAGAGCUUGCUGAACCAGCACGGACGGGUGCUGAAACAGAAGCAAGGCGAGUUCGCGGAGGUGAUACGCAUGGUGCAGAAAGCCAUUGGCAGAGUGCAGGGCGAGAUCAUGAAAGUUGCGGAUCAGAAUCUGCACACGAUUGAAUUUCUUCUUGCUCAGCCCGAGAAGGAAGCUGCACCUGUGUUGGAACUCAAGGCUAUCACAGCUGGAGGCGCAGAGGAGGACGAGGAAAUGGACGACGGCGGUGAUGAUGAAUGGAUAGGUCUGGAAUGA